ACAGGAACAGGAGACAGUGAUCAAGAUACUGGCUUCUGUGUUACACAUUGGCAACAUCUUCUUCAAAGCUAUACAUGUAAGUUUUCAUCUUGUCAUUCACGCUUGUAUAAUUCUGGAGAAUUAUCAUUCAUAUGACUUCCACCUGAACAGUUUUGAGCAGCUCUGCAUCAACUAUGCCAAUGAAACCCUGCAGUACUUCUUUAACCAACACAUUUUCCAACUGGAGCAGAAAGAGUACACCAAGGAGAAGAUUCGCUGGGAGCACAUCGAGUUCAAAGAUAACCAGCCUACCAUUGACCUCAUUGCCACAAAACCGUCUGGUAUUCUACAUAUUUUGGAUGAUGAAUGCAAUUUCCCGCAGGUGCAACACUUUCUAGAGAAGAACAAGGACACCCUCAGGAGUGACGUCAUUGAACUUAUGUGUGAAAGCAAGAAUAAAGUAUGUCAUGUUUUGUCUUCAGUCAAGUAUUUAAGAGUUGGGGCAGCUCUGAAACUGGAAGGUAGGAGGCUCAAUGGGUCUAACUUAUGA
Molecule: messenger RNA, 529 nt
Organism: Candidula unifasciata
Lineage: Eukaryota; Metazoa; Mollusca; Gastropoda; Stylommatophora; Geomitridae
Source: the annotation of a GenBank genome assembly